CAGCAACAAAAACAGCAGCAACAAAAACAGCAACAGCCAAAACAGCAGAGGCAACAACAUGGAGAAGAAGGUGGAGAAGAAGGUGGAGAAGAAGAUGGAGAAGAAGGUAAAGAAGAAGGUAGAGAAGAAGAAACCAAAAACAUAGAAUAUAAGAACAAAGGAGAAUCAGAAUCUAAAG
Messenger RNA from Scutellospora calospora, 178 nucleotides. The record is from the annotation of a GenBank genome assembly. Lineage: Eukaryota; Fungi; Glomeromycota; Glomeromycetes; Diversisporales; Gigasporaceae.